UGGAUGCUCACGCGAUUCACGUUUGCUUCGGGGGUCAGUGAGUCAGUCAUCACGUUAAACCGAAUCCAAAGCCCCGUCACGGUUCGUGCAUCGGUUCCGUUUAUCCGAUUCCAAGUCUGCAGAGUCGAAUACACCCAUGACCCCAUUCAAGGGCUGUGGGGUGCUUUAUGCCGAGGAUCAGGCGUUGCUGACACUGUCUACGUGCAAGCCGUAGUCCACAGUGAGUGAUUUGGUUGGGAUUUGUUGGGUCUCUGAAGCUGGUGUUUGUGUCGGAUUGAGUUGCCAUGGUUGAGAGCUUGAUGGGUCUAUGUGGGUUUUACGUUUUGUGGAGCUUUAGGGUUUUGUAAUUGAGGGGUUUCGUUCUUGAGGAUUGGAGAGAGGGCCCGUUGUGUGGGUCGAUGAUUGAUGUGCAUGAACCUGCGGAAUGAGGGCUUAAGCUCAAUUUCGCAUGUGGGAUGGCAGGGUGUUGAUCAUAUUUCGGCACGUUUUAUUUUUUUUGUGAGGGCGUAUCAGCAAGUAGGACUUGGAGUGUGUGGUGGCAGCAAUGAGGAGAGCACGGAAUCCUGUGCAGACGGCUGUGUGGUGGGUGAAGAAGCAGCCCCCUAAAGUGAAAACGGCCUUGGCGGUGCUGACUGGCAUCUUGGUUCUCAUAUUUCUGCGGUUUGUUAUUCGUGACCAUGACAAUCUGUUCGUGGCCGCUGAGUUUGUUCAUGCUGUUGGAAUCGGGUGUCUAAUCUACAAGCUAAUGAAGGAGAAGACUUGUGCUGGACUUUCGCUUAAGUCACAGGAGCUUACGGCCAUUUUUCUAAUGGUGCGUCUCUAUUGUAGCUUGGUGAUGGAAUUUGACCUUCACACUCUCUUGGAUUUCUUGACAUUCCUCACAACUGCGUGGGUGAUCUACAUGAUGCGGUUUAAGCUAAAAUCUACUACUUCAGACGAUCUCGACAAUCUCCCUAAAUACUACGUGCUUGUUCCGUGUGCAAUACUGGCCAUCUUGAUACAUCCAAGCACCGCCCACAAUAUUAUCAACCGUGUGUUGUGGGCUUUCUGUGUCUAUUUGGAGGCGGUGUCCGUCAUGCCACAGCUUCGUGUUAUGCAGAAUACUAGGGUCGUUGAGCCUUUCACAGCUCACUACGUCUUUGCCUUAGGAAUUGCACGAUUUUUGAGUUGUGCACACUGGAUUCUUCAGGUAUUGGAUGGGCACAGCUUCCUGCUCAAUGUACUAGGCUAUGGAUUAUGGCCUGGAAUGGUUCUCCUCUCGGAAAUUGUACAGACAACCAUCUUGGCCGAUUUUUGCUAUUACUAUGUAAAGAGUGUAAUGGACGGCCAGAUGAUGGUGCGGCUUCCUUCUGGUGUGGUUUAGAGUCUGAUGUCGAAAGGCUGCCUCCAUGUAUGAGUAAAAAGGACUUGGGCACAAAAGGAUGGUCAAACUUCUUUCCUUUCACAUCAGCUUCUAGUGCAUUAUAGUUCAAGCCGUGCACCAUCAUGGUCUCAGGGUCCACACUAAUUCAGUUUAGUGUUCAGUUCUGGGCUCAUGUUGAUUCGUGAGCGAGCGUCUACUCAACCAUCUGGCUCAAGGUGGUUGUAUAAUGAAGGUUGUAUUCCGACCUUCAUGCUGGUGGAUAUUUCAGAUGGCUAUACAGCGGUUAUCAUUGGCAUCAAUCAGAGUUGGGAGUAUACUAGCACAAGUGAUAUGAUUUGUCUGAUGACCAAUGACAUGCACAGAACGAUUUCCAUU
Molecule: messenger RNA, 1738 nt
Organism: Physcomitrium patens
Lineage: Eukaryota; Viridiplantae; Streptophyta; Bryopsida; Funariales; Funariaceae
Biological process (GO): protein retention in ER lumen
Cellular component (GO): membrane
Molecular function (GO): ER lumen protein retrieval receptor activity
Source: RefSeq, a predicted model, not a curated record